GGGGACCGAGGGGGCCCCCGGGGGGGCCAGCAGGAACGUAAGGACCCCUACGCCAACCUCAUGCUGCAGAGGGAGAAGGAUUGGGUGUCCAAAAUCCAGAUGAUGCAGCUGCAGAGCACCGACCCUUACCUGGAUGAUUAUUACUACCAGAAUUACUUCCAGAAGCUGGAGAAGCUGUCAGCAGCAGAGGAAGUCCACGGGGAUGGUCCCAAAAAGGAACGCACUAAACUCAUCACACCUCAGGUGGCCAAGCUGGAGCACACCUACAAACCAGUGCAGUUCGAGGGCUCGCUGGGGAAACUCACGGUCUCCAGCGUCAACAACCCUCGGAAGAUGAUCGACGCCGUGGUGACCUCCCGUGGAGAGGAUGAGGAGACGAAGGAGAAGCAGGUUCGAGACAAGAGGCGCCAGACCCUCGUCAUGAUCGAGAAGACAUACAGCCUCCUCCUGGACGUGGAGGACUACGAGAGACGUUACCUCCUGAGCCUGGAGGGCGAGCGGCCGGCCCUGAUGGGAGAGAGGAAGCAGAAGAUCUGUGACAUGUAUGACAACCUGAGGGGGAAGGCACCCGGGCAGGAGAGGACCAGCGACGACCACUUCAUGCAGAUCAUGUGCAUCAGGAAAGGGAAACGCCUCGUGGCCCGAAUCCUGCCCUUCCUGUCACCAGAACAAGCUGCCGACGUCCUCAUGGCGACGGCCAGGAACCUGCCCUUCCUCAUCAAGAAGGAUGCUCAGGAUGAGGUGCUGCCCUGCCUGUUGAGGCCCUUUUCACACGUUCUCUACCACCUCCCCUUGGGGACUGUCACCAGCCUUGUGCAGCAGCUAACCAACCUACCUCAGAGCGCGAGCGCCUCGGCGCCCACCAACCUGCACCUCACUGCUGUGCUCCAAAACAAGUUCGGCCUGUCCCUGCUGUUCCUGGUCCUGAGCCGUGGGGAGGAGCUGCAGAGCUCAGAGGCCACCACGGAGCUCCAGCAGGACAACCAGUGGUGA
Molecule: messenger RNA, 993 nt
Organism: Merops nubicus (carmine bee-eater)
Lineage: Eukaryota; Metazoa; Chordata; Aves; Coraciiformes; Meropidae
Gene: PATL1
Product: protein associated with topoisomerase II homolog 1 (yeast)
Exons: 8
Biological process (GO): deadenylation-dependent decapping of nuclear-transcribed mRNA; P-body assembly
Cellular component (GO): P-body
Molecular function (GO): RNA binding
Source: RefSeq, a predicted model, not a curated record